AUGAGCUAUGGCGCAACGAGUCCCGCAAAGACAGAGCUGAACCAGGCAGAAGUACCGGCUAUCCCGCCCUACAAACGAUGGCUCUUCGCCAGGCAAGCCAAGCGAUCGCCGCCCAGAUGCCUCGAAUUUCGAGCCUCUGUGCCCUUUGUCGGCUUCGCUGUCUUCUUUGGCCUCCUCACCGAUCUCGCGAUAUACGGCCUCGUCGUUCCCAUCGUGCCCUUCCGCUUGCGUGACCUGGGCUACGAAGACGUGGCGAGUCUGACGGGCUGGCUUGUCGCUGCUUAUGCAGGAGGCAUGAUCAUCUCCAGCCCGCCCGUCGCAUACGUAGGCGAGCUCACGCCGUCUCGCCAGUGGCCUCUGAUAUGCAGCCUCGGCUUCAUGGCGUGUUCGCUCGUGCUCUUCAUGCUCGCACGUAGCUACUGGCUCCUCGUCCUCGCCCGAGUGCUGCAAGGCUGUUCGGGCAGCGGGCUCUGGAUCUUAUCGCUCCCUCUCAUCAUCGAUACAUGCCCGGAAGCCAAACUCGGCACCACGCUAGGCUAUGUCAUGCUGGGACUCACCGUCGGUAGCGUCAUCGGGCCCGUGCUGGGCGGCGUACUCUACACCAAUCUGGGUUACUAUGCCCCCUUCAUCUUUGCCAUCAUCUUGGUUCUCAUCGACUUGACGCUACGAUGCGCACUCAUCGAGAAACGAGACGCCAAUCGCUGGAGACUCUAUAUUGAUGCUCACCGCGGCGAGCUAGAGGUUGGGGGCACUCCUACCCAUGACAAUUCGGCAGAGGGACUCGAAAAGGGCGAUGCCACCCUACCCACUAUCGUCUCUGUCUCACCCGGCAAGGCUGCCCUCGGACUCCUCACCUCGAAGCGUGCCAUGACCUUGGUCGCCGUCACGGUCUGGCUCGGCAUCCUGACCGGCGGUCUCUUUGAUGCUGCCCAGACACUCUUGCUCAAUCACAGAUACGGUCUCAACUCUCAGGGUGCAGGCCUAGUGUUUAUCGCCGUCAUUGCGCCCGGUCUCGUCACCGGGCCCUUAUCGGGCGUUCUGACAGACAGGUAUGGGCCUCGAUGGCCGCUCAUUCUCGGCUACCUCGGCGCAGUCCCCUGGAUUGCCGUCCUCGCUGUACACACGAUCUCACUCGCAACUUUCAUCAUCAUGCUCGUCCUUGCGGGCGCCGGCUUGGGCUUGGGCGUCUCACCUCUGUCCCUCGACUUUGGCCUGUGUGUUCUUGAUAUUCCAGGCGCAGGCUAUGCACAUGUAUAUGGCUUGUUCAACAUCGCUUUUGCUCUGGGCACGCUUAUCGGUCCCAUUCUAGCUGGCCAGCUGCUUCAGCAUCUGCAGAUCGAGCUCGGCUUCGACGCGAUGGUCAUCAUAACCUGCGGACUGUUUUGUCUGCUGUUGCCGUGUGCGUAUCUAUACAUCGGCACCGGCAACACCAAGUCAAGCAACGCACGAUGA
This is a messenger RNA of Mixia osmundae IAM 14324, 1452 nucleotides long. RefSeq lists its product as uncharacterized. The record is from RefSeq and is a predicted model, not a curated record. Lineage: Eukaryota; Fungi; Basidiomycota; Mixiomycetes; Mixiales; Mixiaceae. The transcript has 3 exons. The coding region runs from base 1 to 1452 and encodes 483 amino acids. Gene Ontology annotation, molecular function: transmembrane transporter activity. Gene Ontology annotation, biological process: transmembrane transport.